GUCCGAUGCCCGGAAUCCAGUCAGUCCUGGCUGUCGUGCAGGAGACGCUCAAUAUCGAUGCUCUCUUGUUUAUGAACGUUGGCCUGCUUCUGCUCGGCCUGAUCACUUCUCUCCGCUCAGCGGGGAGAAUCCUCUACGCGUAUGCCGAAAAGACCUGUCUGGCUACGGUGCAUGUCAAAGAUGAAGACCAGCUGUACGAGGAUAUCAUCCUUUGGAUGAACGAUCAUGUCUUCAAGGAUUGCAACUUCCGCUCUGUCCUUGCACAAACGACCAGCAGCGAGAAGAAGGAGCACAAAGAAAAGAAGAGAGAAAAAGGAAUGCGGCCGGACAAAAGACCAAAGCCAGACAAGCUAAUCAACUACAAGCAAAACGACGACGGAUCGUCGAUGGAAUUGAAGCCAUUCCAUGGAUCGCGUUUCUUUCGCUUCAAGGGGACGUGGAUUCUCUUCAACCACGCCCACGAGCCCAUCACGUCCACCCAGCAAGUCGAGGGCAAUCCUCCGAUGAAGCUGCAAUGCCUCAGUCUCUCUCUCUCUCCCAUCGUCGCAUUGCUCGAAGAAGCCAGAGCCUACAGGCGUCAAGUAUCUGUCUCUAGCAUCACCGUCCACCGGGCCAUGACCACUCCACGAGAAAUGAUCCGCUGGAAACCCGUGGCUUCCAGAUCAUCCAGAGAUAUCUCGACGGUUAUCCUCAAGAAAGACAAAAAAGAGGCUAUUCUGCAAGACAUCAACGAGUAUCUCCAUCCCCACACGCAGCAGUGGUAUGCCAACCACGGCAUUCCCUAUCGUCGAGGGUAUCUCUUCUCUGGCCCUCCUGGCACGGGAAAAACCAGUCUGGCGUCUGCCAUUGCGGGGGUGUUUGGUCUGGAUAUUUACGUCCUGAGCCUCUUGGAUCCCACCAUCACCGAGUCGCAUUUUAUCCGAUUAUUCUCCGAAGUGCCCACACGGUGCGUCGUCUUGCUGGAGGAUAUCGAUGCGGCCGGAUUGAACAGAGGCAGUCUAUCCAGUAAGGAAAGCAAGUCAGCAGAUGGACAGAAUACAACGACAAACGGAAACACCGUGUCUCUAUCUGGACUGCUGAAUGCCAUCGACGGUGUUUCAUCCCAGGAAGGACGCAUUUUGAUCAUGACCACGAAUGCACCGCAGGAUCUGGACAAAGCGCUCAUUCGCCCCGGUCGCGUGGAUAUGCACGUCCAGUUCGACCUUCCAUCUCAUGAGGAGCUGCACAGUCUAUUCCUGAGCAUGUAUAGCGAUGUACCAGAGAUUGCAGAAGCAAAGGAAAAACCGGAAAGUCUGGAUGAGCUGGCUACUCGCUUUGCUGAGUCUGUGCCUGAAAAGCAACACAGUCUGGCCGAAGUGCAGGGCUUUCUUCUACGGUUCAAGCGAGACCCCAAGGAGGCCUGUUCCAACGUGACAGGCUGGGUGGAAGAAAUGCAGGAGGAAUUAAAAUGAAUGAAUGAAUGACGAGAUACACCAUUGGUAGAAUAUGCCAUCCCAAUGCACUAUGAUCCAUG
Molecule: messenger RNA, 1513 nt
Organism: Aspergillus wentii DTO 134E9
Lineage: Eukaryota; Fungi; Ascomycota; Eurotiomycetes; Eurotiales; Aspergillaceae
Product: BCS1 and AAA domain-containing protein
Exons: 1
Coding region: 72-1451 (459 amino acids)
Biological process (GO): protein insertion into mitochondrial inner membrane from matrix; mitochondrial respiratory chain complex III assembly
Cellular component (GO): mitochondrial inner membrane
Molecular function (GO): ATP hydrolysis activity; ATP binding
Source: RefSeq, a predicted model, not a curated record